AUGGGUAAAAAGAAAAAAGAAAAUUUAUCGUCUAAAAAGGAGGAAAAUAAUAAAGAGGCCAAGCCAAGUAAAGUGAGAAAUUGUUGUUCGUUUAAUAAUAAUUGUUGCUCAAUUAUAUCCUGUCUCGUAGCAAUAUUUGCUGCCUUUUUAGCGUAUAAGGCUUACACAACGUUAACACUUGUGCCUGACCUUCCAACAUUAGACUUGGAGGCAUGGUGGGGUCCCAAUGAUACUAGAGGGAAUCAAGACACUUCAAUAAGACCUUUUCGGAUCGUUUUUAGUGAGUCCAUGCUUACUGACUUACGAAGAAGAUUCGAUGACUACAGACGAUUAAAGAAGACAAAAUCGUUUGAAAACGCCACGUGGACCUAUGGCGUUAACUCGGACGGUUUUGGUAAAAUAUUUGCCCAUUGGGUGUUUAAAUACAAAUUUAAUAGAAGGGAAUUGUAUUUGAACCAGUACGAUCACUUCAAAACGAAUAUACAAGGAAUGGACAUUCAUUAUGUGCAUGUAAAACCAAAAGUGGAUAGAAAUGUUAAAGUUGUUCCUUUGCUCCUUCUUCAUGGAUUUCCAGGUUCCGUGAGAGAGUUUUACGAAGCAAUUCCGCUAUUGACUACACCGCGGUCAGAGCACGAUUUUGUGUUUGAAAUCAUCGUACCCAGUCUGCCAGGAUUUGGAUACUCGCAGGGUCCAGUCAGACCUGGUUUAUCAGAAACGCCAAUGGCCGUAGUCAUGAGGAAUUUAAUGCACAGGCUCGGUUUUAAGCAGUUCUAUAUCCAAGGCGGUGACUUGGGCCACAAAAUCGGCAUGAGCAUGGCCACUCUCUUUCCCAAUGAAGUAUUAGGCUUUCAUACCAACAUGGCAGUUACAAUCACCGAUCUGUCAAUUCUGACGUGGGUGUUUGGAGACAUUUGGCCUAGUUUCAUUGAAAAAGAAUACUCAAACAGACUUUACCCAGUAAAGGAUAAGGUCAACUUUUAUCUGGAAGAGUCCGGAUAUUUACAUUUGCAGCAUACAAAACCUGAUACUAUAGGUGUUGCUCUCAAGGAGUCACCAGCAGGCUUAGCUGCUUAUAUUAUAGAGAAAUUUGUCAUAGGCACUAACCCAGAAAAUAAGUUCCUAGAUGACGGUGGUCUGGAGAGUUUCGAUACUGACGACCUCUUAGACAAUAUUAUGAUAUACUGGGCGACUGGCUGUAUUACUACAUCUAUGAGAAUUUUCAAAGAGACCUCAAGAAAUAAAGAGAUGGAAACUGCUUUGGAAAAGAUACCGACGGAGGUCCCGACGUGGGCUUUGAGAUUGAGACACGAGAUAUUUUUUAUGCCAGAGUUUAUGAUCAAAUGGAAAUUCCCCAAUCUGUUUGGUACUACAACUUUGGAUGUGGGCGGCCAUUUUGCAGCUUUAGAAAAACCCGAAGUGUUCGCUCAUGAUGUAUUCAAAGCGGUAAAGUCUUUCAGAGAGUUCAAUCGAUUCAGUUAA
Messenger RNA from Diatraea saccharalis (sugarcane borer), 1479 nucleotides. NCBI's taxonomy places the organism in Eukaryota, Metazoa, Arthropoda, Insecta, Lepidoptera, Crambidae. The record is from the annotation of a GenBank genome assembly.